AACAGGGACAAAGCCGUAAAUUCCGCCCCGUUUCGCUGUGCCGUGCCGUCCCUUCCCCUCCCGUGCGUCUCGGCCUCGCCUAGUGUUUGAGGGGUCCAAAGUCUCCGUGUCGUCUCCACGACUCCACUUGCUCUCCUCUCGCUCUCGCUCUCCCUCUUCCUCCCACCUCCAGAUCGAUGCGUCGGCGGUAGAUCUCGCUCGCCUCCUCCCCCUCCUGCUCGACGGCGAGGAGAGCCACUAGCCAUGGGGAACUGCUGCUCCGACGAGAUGGGCGGCGGCGGCGGCCACGCGGGCCGCCACUCCGUCGGCCCCGCGGCGGCCGCGGCUGCGGCGGCGGCGGAGGCCGCGUCCGCCGCGGCCGACCGCUUCCUCCGCUCCCGCGGCGCCGGCGCGUCCACGCAGGUCGAGUUAUCUCUCUCUGCAUCAAAUUUGGGCGACCAAGAAUUCUUUACCAAGAGCAAUCCCAUGGUCAUUGUAUAUUCUAAAAGCAAAGAAGGAGCACUUGAAGAACUUGGGCGUACUGAAGUAAUAUUGAAUUCUUUGAACCCAUCUUGGAAUGCAAGAAUCAACGUGCACUACCAGUUUGAGGUUCUUCAACCAAUUGUGUUUCAGGUAUAUGACAUUGAUCCACAGUUUCAUGAUGUCAAUGAAAAGAUGCUUAAACUGGAAGAGCAACAAUUUCUUGGGGAGGCUGUCUGUCUUUUGUCUGAGGUUAUCACUAAACAAAACAGACUGUUGACUCUAAAGCUUGGCGUUUCCGAACAUAACCUACCAAAUCCUAGUAAAUUUGGUGAACUAAAUGUUCAGGCAGAAGAAAGUGCUGGUUCAAAAGCAAUAAUGGAGAUGGUAUUCCGCUGUUCAGAUCUUGAAAUCAAGGACCUUCUCUCAAAAAGUGAUCCCUUUUUACUAAUAUCUAGAAUAUCAGAGAGUGGAGUGCCUGUUCCAAUUUGUAAGACGGAAGUAAGGAAGAACGACCUCAAUCCCAAGUGGAAGCCAGUGAUCUUGAAUCUCCAACAGAUUGGAAGUAAGGAGAACCCUUUAAUCAUAGAGUGCUUCAACUUCAGUAGCAACGGCAAACAUGACCUAAUAGGCAAGAUAGUAAAAUCGGUCGCAGAAUUGGAAAAGAUGUAUCAUAGUCAGGAUGGUGAAAAUUUCUUUGUUCCUGCCAGCACUGCUCAUGAUAGUCACAGUAAGGAGGUACUAAAGAGUCAAGUGUAUGUGGAGAAAUAUCUUGAGAACAACAGACAGACUUUUCUAGAUUAUAUUUCUGCUGGGUGCCAAUUGAAUUUUAUGGUAGCCGUAGACUUCACAGCUUCAAAUGGAAAUCCACGGCUUCCAGAUUCCUUGCAUUAUAUUGAUCCCACUGGUCGGCCAAAUGCAUAUCAGAGAGCAAUACUGGAAGUAGGAGAUGUACUACAGUACUAUGACCCAGCUAAGCGGUUUCCCUCAUGGGGCUUUGGUGCUAGACCUAUUGAUGGUCCUGUUUCCCACUGUUUCAACCUGAAUGGUAGCACCUAUCAACCUGAGGUUGAGGGAAUACAAGGGAUUAUGUCAGCUUAUAUCAGUGCGCUUCGUAAUGUCUCAUUGGCUGGGCCCACCCUAUUUGGUCCAGUAGUUAGCACUGCUACGGCAAUAGCAAACCAAUCACUUGCCAACAACCAGCAGAAAUACUUUGUUCUGUUAAUAGUCACGGAUGGUGUGGUGACUGAUUUCCAAGAGACUAUCGAUGCAAUCAUAAAGGCAUCUGAUUUUCCUUUGUCCAUUCUUGUUGUUGGAGUUGGUGGAGCGGACUUCAAGGAAAUGGAGUUUCUAGAUCCAAAUAAAGGAGAGAGACUAGAAAGCUCAACAGGAAGAGUGGCAUCAAGGGAUAUGAUACAGUUCGCCCCAAUGAAGGAUGCCCAUGGCAGUGGGAUUUCGACAGUUCAGUCACUUCUUGCUGAAAUACCAGGGCAGUUCAUGACCUACAUGAGAACAAGAGAAAUUCAAGCAAUCAGUUAAUAUAUGGUGCCGUCUAUUUGUGAUUCUUAGUUGAUAGAAGAUGCACAUUCUAAUGGUCUUGUUGGUAUGGUUUUGGCUGUUGGGCCACAUCAUCAUGCAAAUUUUAAAGCCAUUGAUGUGUGAAAAGGUGGAAAGAUGGAUAGUCUGGACAUGUUACAAGUAAGAAAUAUGGAUCUGCUGGAAAUUUGUAGCCAAGGUCUAAUAUCAGUGGCGCAUUGUCCGUACUUGUCUUGUUGCUACUCAUGUUGACAAUGUGGUGCAGGGCAAUUGAAUUGAGGCAUGAAUUGCUUGGCACUGCAGAUUGGAAACUGUUGUCUCUGAAGAAACAUUUGAAUUGUGUAUGAUUCGUGUAAAGGUCAAAGGUUCGUAGUUUCGAACUUGCUGCUCAAAUCAAGCGAGUGGUAGUUUUUUUUUCUUCUAUAUUCUGGUUAUGGUGCUGAGUUUCCUCAGAUUAGCGGUUUCUAUCUGGGAUUCGUCUUCUUCAUACCUGCGUGUAAGAUCAUGUCUUGAAAUUAAGGGUUUGAACCCCAUGUUGACUCUUUGUGCGUACCUGGUAAAAAACAUUUUUGUCAGUAACUCUACCAUGUUCUGGUGUUAUAUUGAUGUUACAUAUAGUUCUGUUAGAAGUUAAUUAUGCUUAUUGAGGGUUGUACCAAUUGCGUUGUCGUGAUAUUUAUUGUUGUUAUACCUGCAUUGUCGUUACAACUAUCAUUAUCUUGUCUCA
This is a messenger RNA of Oryza sativa Japonica Group (Japanese rice), 2722 nucleotides long. RefSeq names its product protein BONZAI 1. Gene Ontology annotation, biological process: cellular response to calcium ion. Gene Ontology annotation, cellular component: plasma membrane. The record is from RefSeq and is a predicted model, not a curated record. Gene Ontology annotation, molecular function: calcium-dependent phospholipid binding. Lineage: Eukaryota; Viridiplantae; Streptophyta; Magnoliopsida; Poales; Poaceae.